Molecule: messenger RNA, 826 nt
Organism: Nothoprocta perdicaria
Lineage: Eukaryota; Metazoa; Chordata; Aves; Tinamiformes; Tinamidae
Gene: IMMP2L
Product: inner mitochondrial membrane peptidase subunit 2
Exons: 6
Coding region: 20-547 (175 amino acids)
Biological process (GO): mitochondrial respiratory chain complex assembly
Cellular component (GO): mitochondrial inner membrane peptidase complex; membrane
Molecular function (GO): serine-type endopeptidase activity
Source: RefSeq, a predicted model, not a curated record
GGCAGCGCCGGGCAGGAUUAUGGCACAAGCUCAAGGUUUUGGGAGGAAAUAUGUUAAAGCCUUUUUUAAAGGUUUCUUUGUUGCUGUCCCGGUAACAGUGACUUUCCUAGACAGAGUUGCCUGUGUAGCAAGAGUGGAAGGAGCAUCAAUGCAGCCUUCUUUGAAUCCUGGCGGAAAGCAAACAUCUGAUGUAGUGCUUUUAAACCACUGGAGUAUUCGGAAUUAUGAUGUACAGCGUGGGGACAUUGUGUCAUUGGUGUCUCCUAGAAACCCUGAACAGAAGAUCAUUAAACGAGUGAUUGCACUUGAAGGAGACAUUAUCAAGACAAUUGGAUACAAAAAGAAGUAUGUGAAAGUUCCACAUGGUCAUAUUUGGGUGGAAGGCGAUCACCAUGGACACAGCUUUGACAGCAACGCUUUUGGCCCGGUUUCUCUUGGACUACUCCAUGCUCGUGCCACCCAUAUCCUCUGGCCUCCAAAACGCUGGCAGAAGUUACAGCCAGUGCUACCUCCAGAACGCAAACCCCUUCAGAGAGAGCAAGAAUAACUGAAAUAUUAAAGUGAAAAAACACUAAAGUGAAAUUUAACUGGAAGAGUUGCAGCGAUUAUAACAUCACAAAUAAGAGUUUUGUCAAGUGUGCUAAAACAUCAGAUACCAUCUAAACACAUGCAUACAAUAUAUUUGCAUUAAAAUAUUACCUUAAAUGUAAAGUCUUUUAAAAUCUUUAACAUGAAUACAUUGUGCAUUCUUUCAGUUUGAAAUAAUUAUUUGCUAGUUGUAGAAGAAUUGAAUAUUCAAUUUUUUCCAAGAGUGAAAAAAACAUUA